UGCACAUGAACAAGGAAUCAUUAUUGCAAGAACUUUACUGAAACAAAGAAGAAAUAUUGAACAAAUGGGGAAUUACAAAUCUAGACCAACCCAAACUUGCACUGAUGAAUGGAAGAAGAAAGUUAGUGAAUCGUAUGCUAUAAUCUUAGAAAGAUUAGAAGAUGACCUGCAUAUCAAAGAAAAAGAAUUUACAGAACUGAAACAUGUAUUUAGCUCUGAUGAAGCUUUCAGCAAAGUCAAUUUAAAUUACCGCACAGAAAAUGGGCUGUCUCUUCUUCACUUAUGUUGUAUUUGCGGGGGUAACAAAUCCCAUAUUAGAACUCUUAUGCUAAAAGGGUUGCGUCCGUCCAGGUUAACAAGAAAUGGAUUUACAGCUCUGCAUUUGGCAGCUUAUAAGGACAGUGCAGAACUUGUGACUGCCCUGCUGCAUGGUGGAGCUGACAUUCAGCAAGUUGGAUACGGAGCUCUUACAGCACUUCAUAUUGCUACAAUAGCUGGUCAUCAUGAGGCUGUGGAUAUACUUUUGCAGCAUGGAGCUUAUGUCAAUGUUCAAGAUGCAGUGUUUUUCACCCCACUACACAUUGCAGCAUACUAUGGCCAUGAACAGGUUACCCACCUCUUGCUGAAGUUUGGUGCUGAUGUGAAUGUGAGUGGAGAAGUUGGAGAUAGGCCCCUCCACUUAGCUUCUGCCAAAGGGUUUCUCAAUAUUGCAAAACUCUUGAUGGAAGAGGGCAGCAAGGCAGAUGUGAAUGCUCAGGACAAUGAAGACCAUGUUCCUCUACACUUCUGCUCUCGAUUUGGACAUCAUGAAAUUGUGAAGUUUCUACUCCAAAGCAAUUUUGAAGUUCAGCCCCAUGUGGCCAAUAUUUAUGGAGAUACACCUUUGCACCUUGCUUGUUACAAUGGAAAGUUUGAAGUUGUCAAGGAAAUAAUCCAGCUGUCAGGAACAGAAAGUUUGACUAAGGAAAACAUAUUCAGUGAAACAGCUUUUCACAGUGCCUGUACCUAUGGCAAGAAUAUUGAACUUGUAAAAUUUCUCCUUGACCAGAAUGUUUUAAACAUCAAUCAUCAAGGAAGAGAUGGGCAUACAGGAUUACACUGUGCUUGCUACCAUGGUCAUAUUCGUCUAGUACAGUUUUUACUGGAUAACGGAGCUGAUAUGAAUCUGGUAGCCUGUGAUCCCAGCAGGUCUAGUGGAGAAAAAGAUGAGCAGACCUGUUUGAUGUGGGCUUAUGAGAAAGGACACGAUGCCAUUGUUACCCUUCUGAAGCAUUAUAAAAGACCACAGGAUGACUCACCCUGUAAUGAAUAUUCCCAACCUGGAGGAGAUGGUUCCUACGUCUCUGUUCCAUCCCCUCUAGGGAAGAUUAAAAGCAUGACAAAAGAAAAGGCAGAUGUUCUCCUCCUCCGUGCUGGUUUGCCAUCACAUUUCCAUCUUCAGCUCUCUGAAAUAGAGUUCCAUGAGAUUAUUGGCUCAGGGUCUUUUGGAAAAGUGUAUAAGGGAAAAUGCAGAAAUAAAAUAGUAGCAAUCAAACGCUACAGAGCCAAUACCUACUGUUCCAAAUCUGAUGUGGACAUGUUUUGCCGUGAAGUUUCUAUCCUCUGCCGACUUAAUCAUCCUUGCGUCAUCCAGUUUGUUGGUGCAUGCUUAGAUGAUCCAAGUCAGUUUGCUAUAGUCACUCAAUAUAUUUCUGGAGGAUCACUCUUUUCUCUGCUGCAUGAACAGAAGAGGAAUCUUGACUUACAGUCUAAAUUAAUCAUUGCUGUAGAUGUUGCCAAAGGUAUGGAGUAUCUUCAUAAUCUGACACAGCCAAUCAUACAUCGAGACUUGAACAGCCACAAUAUUCUCCUCUAUGAAGAUGGCCAUGCUGUUGUUGCUGAUUUUGGAGAAUCUAGAUUUCUGCAGUCCCUGGAUGAAGACAACAUGACAAAGCAACCUGGGAAUCUACGCUGGAUGGCCCCUGAGGUAUUCACUCAGUGCACUCGAUACACUAUAAAAGCUGAUGUUUUCAGCUAUGCUUUGUGUCUCUGGGAACUGUUAACAGGUGAAAUUCCAUUUGCUCACCUCAAACCAGCUGCAGCAGCAGCAGAUAUGGCCUAUCAUCACAUUCGGCCUCCAAUAGGGUAUUCAAUUCCCAAGCCCAUAUCAUCACUGUUAAUGAGGGGCUGGAAUGUAUGUCCUGAGGGAAGGCCCGAAUUUUCUGAAGUAGUUACAAAAUUAGAGGAAUGCCUGUGCAAUAUUGAGUUGAUGUCUCCAGCCUCCAGCAACAGCAGUGGCUCUCUGUCUCCUUCCUCUUCUUCUGAUUGCCUCGUUGCACGAGGAGGCCCAGGUCGGAGCCAUGUUGCAGCUUUACGUAGCCGUUUUGAGCUAGAAUAUGCCUUGAAUGCAAGAGCGUAUGCUGUUUGGUCACAAAGCACUGGUCACCACCCCUCUCAAGGCCUGUCCUUGGACGACAUGAGGAGGAAUUUCCAGUACCCACCUAUUGAUAGAAAUGGAUACGUGUCUGAUCCCAUGAGUUCUAUGCGAUUUCAUUCCUGCAGUAAUAGUGGCAGCUUUGAAGACAGCAGCUGACAGCAUGAACCAUCUACCUGGAGAGAGAUUCCCUAUAAACUGACAGCAGCAAUUCUUACUGUGUCAGCGUAGCUCCCAGUCAUCAUACAUUACACCAAAGAUGCCUAAAUUGGCCUGUUUAUUUACUGAUGGUGAACAUUUCUAUCAUAAAUUAUGCUGUAACCUAUUUUUCCUGCCAGCAUGCUUAGGAUUUUCUGGUGGGGCACAUCUAUCUCCCCGUAAGAAAAGCAAACGUCCACAAGGAAUACUGCACCUUAAAUUUGAACAUUAAUAAUUUGAAAAGAGAUAAAAGCAAAAAUAAAUCUGUUAAAGUGACACAAUUCUAGGGCAAGUUGUUUUACCUUGGACUGCAGUAGGGCAUGUGCAGAUAUCGUAAACUUCCCAACUGAUACAAACAAAGUAAUAACAAACCCAGUCUGCAUCACGGGAAAGAAUCAUUCAUAUCAUCCCUGCAGGAACGCAGCAGGACACACCACAGCCAAUGUCGUUCCACUUUCAUAACAUUUUUCCUCAUUUUCUUUAUGGGUUUGUGGGUUUGUCUGAGUUUGGAAACCUUCAGUUCUCUAAUUUCUUAUGUCCCUGAAGGUUGUACAGCUGUAGUUCUCCAGGCCCUCAAUCUUGUAAUCCAUCUCAGUCCCAGGCCCUGGAUACUCUAAAUCCUCUGUAUGUGACUAAAGAAAUCCUUAGCUGGCUAUCCUAAUUGGCAUCUGAGCUGAUUUAUAUAUAUAUAUAUAUAUAUAUAUAUACAUAUAUAAAAUCUGCUUUCUACUUCGGGUUUUGUGCCUUACAUCCUCGAAGUACAUAGAAAAUGAUCUGUAGUUCUCUUAUGCUUAUAUUUUUAAAAAAACUUUAACCAGCUAGAGAGAGAUAAGAAACUAAACCACAACCCAUAUAAGUUUAAUGGAGCCAUAUAAAAUUUUUGUGUCACAAAUGUAAUAACCUUGUAGCAAGACAAAAGGUUACAUUUUCACUCACCCAGAGCAUAUCUACUCUGCAGUGCCAUCUAGUGAUUCUAGGAUGCAAACGUGGGUAUUGAGCAUCCAGCAUUUUCAUUUCAUGUUUCAUUCAUUUGGUUCUACGACAGAAUUUUAAUUACUGAGAACCCCCUUUUAUUCCCCCUAUCCCUCCCAGAAAAAUAAGAAAGAAAAGGACCUUGAACUAUUCCAAAGCAAAGUUAAAUCCUUCAAUAAUUAUUUUGUAUUGUUUGGCAAAUAAAUUUUGGCAGAGAGAUUCUAUUGCUAUAAUAGUUUGGGUUUUUUUAAGCUGCAUGAGAGUAUAUAACUGUCAGGCUGAGUAGAAACUCAUGUUCAAGAUUUGUGCUUUUCUGAGAAUAUUAUGUACGUUGGUUUCACAUGACUGGUGUUUCUGAUUAACUCUGUGAUUAGGUAGUGCAAGUGCUGGUAUAGCAUUUGGUCUAUAAAUGUGUAAUAUAUUUUAUUGACUCAAGUCUUUUCUGCAUGUUGUUGGUUUCAGAAUCUUGUAGCAAUAAAAAUGAGGAAGGUUUCGCUU
This is a messenger RNA of Pelodiscus sinensis (Chinese soft-shelled turtle), 4081 nucleotides long. RefSeq names its product serine/threonine-protein kinase TNNI3K. Gene Ontology annotation, biological process: protein phosphorylation. Gene Ontology annotation, molecular function: protein binding; ATP binding; protein kinase activity. NCBI's taxonomy places the organism in Eukaryota, Metazoa, Chordata, Testudines, Trionychidae. The record is from RefSeq and is a predicted model, not a curated record.